Molecule: messenger RNA, 2233 nt
Organism: Syzygium oleosum
Lineage: Eukaryota; Viridiplantae; Streptophyta; Magnoliopsida; Myrtales; Myrtaceae
Product: protein PSK SIMULATOR 1-like
Exons: 13
Coding region: 167-1966 (599 amino acids)
Biological process (GO): positive regulation of growth
Source: RefSeq, a predicted model, not a curated record
AAGUUUCCCUCCAAAGACAAGCUCGCGACCGUUUUCCAGGACGACCGAGAGAGAGUCAACAGCAGCUCGGUCGGCUUCGAAACUCCAGAAUCUUUAAAGUCAGGAACGAACGAUCUCCGUCUCCACAUCUCGCUCCGAUUCAUCCCUCUCCACUUCCCUUCCCCCGAUGGUGCUCAGGAACUUCACUUUCCUCGUCGACGGCGACUUCCUCAACACUCGCCCCGGCUCGCCCCCGGCCUUCACCACUUCGCCGUCCGUGGCUUCCCCUCUAGUCUGCAGCGGUUGCGCCGGCGUCAUCAGCAGGUUCGACGAGCUGCAGCUCCGGGAUCGGUCCAGGGAUGGAGGAGCUGCGGAGGAGACGCGGGACGAGGAUUCCAGGGGAAGGAACGGUUCGGCAGGGAAAGCGAACCGAAUUGCCGAGAAGCAGGUCAAGGAAGUCAGCCUUUUCGCCAGGGCAGUUGAAGUUCUGGAUGUAAUUGGUGGUAGCAUGACAAAUUUGAACAUGAACAGCAGUUUCAUGUUAAGAAGUACAAGAAAAGAGAAGAUUAUAUCAGUUUUGGCCUCUGAAGUUGCAAAUACUAUCACAAAGGGUGCCAAUCUUAUGCAAUCCCUCUCGGAUCAAAACAUUGUAUACUUGAAAGAAGAAUUGCUCCCAUCAGAAGGUGUGCAAUACCUAGUAUCAACGGAUAUGGAUGAACUAUUGAGAAUUGCUGCCGCUGACCAGAGGAAAGAAUUGCACUCUUUUACAAAAGAGGUGGUGCGGUUAGGAUAUCUAUGCAAAGAUCCUCAAUUCCACAAUCUGGGCCGUUAUUUCGAACACAUGGAGUCGAGACCUGCGCCAAAGACACCGUUAAGGAAAGAUGCCUGGGCAGUAAUGCUGCCAUUAUUGAACCUGGUUCACUCUACAGCUGAGUUGUAUACCCAUUUACCUGCCCUGGACAGAUGCGCGCAAGAUUAUUGGCAUAAGAAGGAAGAACAUAUUAGCCUUGAUGCCAAAGAUAAAAACCAGAGCCUUUCACUUCUGAGGAUGGAGCUAAGGAGUCGGUUGAGGCAUGUGAAAAGUUUGAAGAAGAAAUCACUUUGGUCAAGGGCUCUGGAAGAGGUGGUGGAAAAGCUUGUGGAUAUCAUCCUUUGCCUCCAAUUGGAAGUUCUUAAAGCCUUUGGUAGUGCUGAUAAUGAAAGAGCAGCAGAAGGUUCUGCCAGCAAUCACAGAAAAUUGGGAUCUUCUGGCCUGGCUUUGCACUAUGCAAGCAUUAUAACUCUAAUUGACAUUAUUGUGGCUCAUUCGGGCUCUGUAACUCCAACAAUGACAAAUGCAUUGUACCAAAGUCUGCCCCCAGGUAUAAAGUCAGCUCUGCGCUUUAGGCUGCGGCAAGUUCAGAUUCAGGAAGAGCCUACAAUUCCAAUUAUUAAAGCUAAAAUGGAGAAGACAUUGUCGUGGCUUGCUCCGAUUGCUGCUAACACAAUCAAAGCACACUAUGGCUUUGCGAGACUGGGAGAAUGGGCAAAUAUGAGGUCCAGAGUUAACCAGAGACCCACUGGCAAGGGUGACUUCAUCAGAAUCAAUACUCUAUAUCACGCUGAUAAGGAGAAAACUGACCCCUACAUUGUUGAACUGUUGUUCUGGCUUCACCAACUGGUCUGCAAAAGAAGGGCAAUGAACAAUGGACUUACCUGUUCACUUGACUCAACAGUUCCUUCUCUAAGCGAUGAAGAGAUUCAAUUAUCUUCUCACAGUUCGCGUAAGGAUGUAAAUAAGAGGAAGCUGAUGCGAAGUGACACUCUGGAAUCCGAAACAGAAAAUCGUUAUUCAUGCUAUGACCAUCUACUGUGCAGAGGUAUUUGUGAUUCUCCCACCAAUGGAAGUCCGGGGGUUUCAGUUCCGACUCUGAUAACAUUAUCUAUGGACUUCGGCAUAGACAUGAUGGCUGCAUUGGAUGUCAUUGAUGGCAUUACCGCCCCUUGAAGUUUGCGAGCAAUCACUACGAGAAAAGCGAUAACUACAGUUUGUACAAUAAUAGGUGUACAUCUAACCUUGUAUACUGGAACUUGAAGUGAGAUAGUGGACAGUAAGACAUUAUUUGGAUACGUAGCGGAUGCCAAUUUGAUAUAUCACAUUGCCUGUUCGUCUUCUGCUACGAUUAGAAGAGUAUCUACGGUCUUGCAAGACCAUGUGAAUAUCCAUGUUGCAGCUGACCAAUAAGUGAACGUGUUGAAUUCAAAUAUUUAUGGA